CAUUGGCAAGAUGGUGGUACAUAAAACCAAAUCGCAAGCAGCUCUCUAGCAUGUAUGAUGAGGAUCAUGUCUUGCAGCAGCUUAGAUGUUGUGGAGUUUUUGAAGUUUUUAGAAUCUCUAGAUUUGGAUAUCCUGCUCGAAUGACACAUCAGAAAUUCACAGAAAGGUAUGGCUCGCUACUGUUGGAAACUAAUGAAUCCCAGGAUCCUUUAAGUAUUUCAUUUGCUGUUCUAAAACAAUUUAAUGUCCUCCCUGAAAUGUAUCAAAUUGGCUACACCAAACUGUAUCUUCGAAUUGGGCAGAUUGGUGCAUUUGAGGAUAGGCGAAAACAGGUGUUGCCAGUAGUUGCAGAUGGUGAAAUCCAAGGGAAGUACACUAAUGAGGAGGCAAGUAGCUACUCAGAAUCUGGUUCCCAAUUACUUGAGCAGUUGACAGCAAUCAUAGAUUUACAAUCUGUAAUUCGUGGAUGUUUGGUCCGGAAACAUCUCAGUAACUUGCAUGCUCUGAGAUUGUUGAGAUCUAGACUAGCGGUGUCUAGACAAAAAUCCGAAGGUAUUUUCUUCUCUUAA
Molecule: messenger RNA, 569 nt
Organism: Hibiscus syriacus
Lineage: Eukaryota; Viridiplantae; Streptophyta; Magnoliopsida; Malvales; Malvaceae
Product: myosin-2-like
Exons: 5
Coding region: 51-569 (172 amino acids)
Biological process (GO): vesicle transport along actin filament; actin filament organization
Cellular component (GO): vesicle; cytoplasm; actin cytoskeleton
Molecular function (GO): actin filament binding; microfilament motor activity; ATP binding
Source: RefSeq, a predicted model, not a curated record